GGGGUUUCCUGUCGAAAUCAGUUUGUUCUCUUCCUCGACUUUCUCUCUUCCUCCUCCAAUCUCGAUCAAUCGACUUUCUCUCUCGAUUCUGUCUCGAUCUUUGUCGGCGAUCCAAUCGCGAUCACUCCAUCUUCUCUGUCUGGAUUCAAAGACGAUUCUGAUUUGUUUCACCCAUAAAAACGAUUCAAAGACGAUCCAGUUUGUUUAUGGUUUUGUUCUUCACCUCUCCGCUUUUUUUUUCACUGAGCCGGUGUACCAUGAAUGGGGGUUCUGGAGAAGAUUCGGUUACCAGUACAUUCACGGCUCGUUGGAAGUACUACUUCAUAUGGUCGAUCUCAGAGGCUUCCAUCAUCAUCUCCGGUUUGGGUUUCAGUGGCUGGACCGACGAGAACACUCAAACAAAGGCGAAAUGGGACCGUGCAAAGAACGUUGAUAUACUAGGUGUUGAGCUUGCUAAGAGUGCAGUUCAGAUUCCUCUUGUGUGGAACAUACAAGUCAGCACUUGGCUCCGUCACUAUGUGUAUGAAAGAAUUGUGAAGCCUGGGAAGACAGCUGGUUUCUUCCCGUUGCUAGCUACUCAAACCGUUAGUGCCAUGUGGCAUGGACUGUAUCCUGGCUACAUUAUAUUCUUUGUUCAAUCAGCAUUGAUGAUCGAUGGUUCAAAAGUCAAGGAAGUGAAAGGGGGCUGGCACCUCAUGUAUAAUAUUUUAUACAAAUGUGUUGAGAAGCCCAAAUAUAAAGUGGACCGAGUACUUUCUAGGCUACGCAGAUAGUGGGCUAAACAACUGGACGUGGCAGGGGUCGUUUAAGGCUGGAGAAAAACGGCAGGCAAGGUGGAGGUGGCAGUUGGAGAGAGAGGAUUGUGCCAACGUCAGGAAAGGGAAAGAACUUGAUCAAAGAAAACAGUCCUUAGAUUUGAAAAAAGUUAAAACAUUUCAAUCACGCCCCAAGAUGUUGGGGCCUACCACUUCCUUUUUGUCGCUUCCUGUCGGUCCAUCUCUAAUUCUUCUUCGAAUAUAUGUUAAACCAAUUUGUUUUUUCCCUUUAAAUUAUGCUACAUAAACAAAAUUUUGCUGUCUAUUUCUGUAAUUAAUUUUAGAUUAUUUUCUCUAA
Molecule: messenger RNA, 1113 nt
Organism: Brassica napus (rape)
Lineage: Eukaryota; Viridiplantae; Streptophyta; Magnoliopsida; Brassicales; Brassicaceae
Product: lysophospholipid acyltransferase 2-like
Exons: 5
Coding region: 207-773 (188 amino acids)
Biological process (GO): lipid modification; phospholipid biosynthetic process; triglyceride biosynthetic process
Cellular component (GO): endoplasmic reticulum; membrane
Molecular function (GO): acyltransferase activity
Source: RefSeq, a predicted model, not a curated record